AACAAUACAUGCGCCGUAGUCGUUGCGCAGCUAAUUAUAUAAUUUGUAAUUAAACAACAAUGUCUUCAGUUGAGUAUUUGAGAGAGUUUGUCAACGAGCGACUAUCUGCUGCUGCUGAAGAAAUAUUCGGAGUUUUUGUGAAAAAUAUCGUCGCGUACGAGGAAGAGAUCGACCGUCAGCGCAGGCUGUUGGAUAUCGUCUGGAAACCUGACAUUAAGUUACACAGGAUAGAGCUCCCACAGCAACAUGUCUGUAAGGAGGAGGAGGUUCUCUCUGACCAGCAGCUCUGUAAUCAGGAGAGGAACUCCAGUCUGGACCAAGAGGACCCAGAUCCUCCACAGAUCAAAGAGGAACAGGAGGAACCCUGCACCAGUAAGGAGGGAGAGCAGCUUGAGCUGAAGCAGGAGACUGAGACCUUCAUGUUGACUCCUACUUAUGAGGAAAGUGACCACACUGAAGAUGGACUUCUGUACUUGUGUACUGAUGAAACCCAAAGUGUGGUACAGGAAACAUCUCUUGGCUACAUUUUAGUUGAAAGUGCUGUAGUACCGGAACCAAACAAUGACCACCAGCUCCUCUCACACAACUCUCAUGAAGCUGAAAGCCAAGAUCAGAAAGGAGGCAAACGUGGAGACUCUGAAUCAAAUAAAAAUGGAGGGCCUAAACAAAUAGAUCACAAAAGCAACAGUCAAAGUAACAAUGUGUGCAACCCCACUAUGUCAACAAUUAACUGUAAUACAAUCACAGGUAAAGAGUUCUUGCAAUGCGACACAUGUGGAAAACAUUUUAAGUAUAAGUCAACACUGAAGAGACACCUGAGAAUCCACACAGGUGAGAAGCCACAUUCGUGUAACACGUGUGGAAAAAGAUUUAGUCGGACAUCAACGUUAAACUCUCAUAUGAGAACACACACAGGUGAGAGACCAUAUUCUUGCCUCACCUGUGGGAAGAUAUUCAGUCAGAUGUCAACAUUGAAUGGACAUGUAAAAAUACACUCAGGUGAGAAACCGUAUUCAUGCAAAACCUGUGAUAAAGUCUUCAGUCGGUCAUCACUUUUGAGUUCUCAUUUAAGAAUCCAUACAGGUGAGAAACCGCAUUCUUGCAAAACCUGUGGGAAAAAAUUCAAUCGGAAAUCAUUAUUGAUCAGUCACAUAAGAAUCCACACAGGUGAGAAACCGUAUUCUUGCAACAUAUGUGGGAAAAGUUUCAGUUGGACGACACUAUUGAAGGCUCAUUCAAGAGUGCACACAGGUGAGAAACCGUAUUCUUGCAAAUCAUGUGGGGAAAGAUUUAGUUGGACAUCACAACUGAAGACUCACAAAAGAGUCCAUACAGGUGAGAAGUCAUAACAGCAACAUCUGUGGGAAAGUAUUGUUUGAAUUGGAAAAGGCAUAAAAGAAAGGCUUCUAUUCAAACCCACACAAACAAAGAGCCACAUUAAUGCAGAACAUGAGGGAAAAGUUCAUCUUAAAUGUCAUACCUGAUAAAACAAUCAAUAAACAGGACAAACCAAUUCCUCCUGAGUGUUCUCUUAGUAAAAUCACUUUUGCAAUGGCAUCAUUUUUAUAACUGUAUGUAAAACAUUUCACAUGAAAAAAAGGGGGUCACAACAAUUUUUUUAAUUAAGUAAUACAUUAAUAACUGCAUCAUUUUUUUUUUAUUUCCUUCAUGGUAUAGUAUCACUCAUAUUGCUGUUAGUAACUAUACAAUUUUGUGAUUGGUUCUAUUUGAUAUAAGGUGACUUGUGGAAAAAUUAAAAAAGAUAUAUGAAUGUCAUAUAGGUUUAUAUGAUAAUAUGUAUCUGUUUGGCAUUGUGAAAGGCCUACAUCGUUCACACUCGGCAUGCAUUAUGUGAACAGGCUCUUGUUGUCUAAUAUGAGGACCUUGUAGAUAUGUGUGAUUAUAUUCCGUAUGAUGUGAGAUAUAAAGCAUAAACCUGUGUGAAUGUCCUGUUACUUAAAGAUGUUGAUAUGACUGUUUCUAUGCAUGCUGUACCAAGAUCUUUUCUGGCCAGAUUUGUGUUGUAAUACAUGUAUAUAUUCAAGUAAUUAUAACUGGGACUCAUGGAGUUAUUACUAUAUAAUUAUCUAUGUUAAGAUUGACCUGAAGCACAAGUUUGUGUCAACACAAGAUGCAUGCAAUAGUACGUACUUUGUAAGGGCAGCUCUAUGUAUUAAAAAGAAAAGAGUUAACUAUU
Anarrhichthys ocellatus (wolf-eel) is the source of this 2197-nucleotide messenger RNA. RefSeq names its product zinc finger and SCAN domain-containing protein 2-like. Gene Ontology annotation, molecular function: DNA-binding transcription factor activity, RNA polymerase II-specific; RNA polymerase II cis-regulatory region sequence-specific DNA binding. Lineage: Eukaryota; Metazoa; Chordata; Actinopteri; Perciformes; Anarhichadidae. The record is from RefSeq and is a predicted model, not a curated record. The transcript is spliced from 2 exons. The coding region runs from base 60 to 1349 and encodes 429 amino acids. Gene Ontology annotation, biological process: regulation of transcription by RNA polymerase II.